GGGCUUUCGUUUCUCCUCCCUUCUCGGUUGUUAGGAGGGGGCCUGGCUCCAGCUGCUCAGUACUGAACAGGUGAAAAUGUCCACUAUGACCCAGAAGUAUUUCCCGGAAGGUCAGGCCUACUCUGUUCCCCUCAUCCAGCCUGACCUCCGCAGGGAGGAAGCUAUUCAUCAGAUAGCGGACACACUUCAAUAUCUGCAAAAAAUCUCAGGUGACAUCUUCAACAGGAUCUCCCAACAAGUGGAAGCCAGCCGGGCACAACUACGAGCAAUCAAUGAGCGGGUCACCCUUGCCCAAGCCAAAAUUGAGAAGAUAAAGGGCAGCAAGAAGGCUAUUAAGGUGUUUUCCAGCUCCAAAUUCCCUGCCCCAGAACGGCUGCAAGAAUAUGCUUCCAUCUUCGCUGGCGCUCAGGAUUCAGAGGCACAGAAACAACCGAGGCACAAAAUUCAGAGCAAGCACAGACCCUUGGAUGAGAAGUCCUUACAGGAGAAGUUGAAGUACUUCCCGGUUUCAGUUACCACCAGAGUCCACCAUGAAGAUGAUGCAGAAGAAGGCCUGGGCAGUCUUCCCAGAAACAUUAGCUCCCUCAGCUCCCUGUUGCUCUUCAACACCACCGAGAACCUGUAA
This is a messenger RNA of Notechis scutatus (mainland tiger snake), 625 nucleotides long. NCBI's taxonomy places the organism in Eukaryota, Metazoa, Chordata, Lepidosauria, Squamata, Elapidae. The record is from RefSeq and is a predicted model, not a curated record.